AUGGCACAGAAAGCAAAGAAAGAGCGCGCCAAAGCCAACACCAGCACCCUCAACAACCUCCACAUCGGCACCCUCGUCCUCCAAGCCCUCUUCCUCCUCACCUCCCUUCUCUACACCAAGCGCUCUUUGUUCGCCUGGCUUGUCCUCUCCAUCCCCUCCCUCAUCGCUGAGUACAUUCUGGAGACAACCGGCCGCCCCAAAUACGACGCCAACAAGACGCUCAAAAGCGCCGGCGAAGACCUGGCCGCUCCGGGCUUGACAGAGUACAUGUUCGACAUCGUCUGGGUGACGUGGCUGUGUCUGGUGGUCGUUACGCUGUUUGGGAAUUGGGGCUGGUGGCUGUGGAGUGCGGUCCCGGCGUACGGGCUGUAUAAGGGUUAUGGGCUGCUGGGGAUGGCGAGGGCCAUGAUGGGGGGAGCACAGCAGGGGCAGAUGCCGAGCGAGGAGCAAGUUGCGGCGGGAGGGAACAGGAAGCAGAGACGAGCUGCGUAG
Molecule: messenger RNA, 492 nt
Organism: Drepanopeziza brunnea f. sp. 'multigermtubi' MB_m1
Lineage: Eukaryota; Fungi; Ascomycota; Leotiomycetes; Helotiales; Drepanopezizaceae
Biological process (GO): vacuolar protein processing
Cellular component (GO): intracellular membrane-bounded organelle
Source: RefSeq, a predicted model, not a curated record